GCGGGGAGCGGUACCCGCGGCGGCGGCUCGGCAGCAUGGGUUGCAGCUGACAGCGCCUGCCCCGCAGACGCCGAGUACUGCUGACGGGGGAGCGCGGCCGCGGGGAAAGGAAAAGUUUUGCUGCGUCCGCCCGGGGAAACUUUCUGCCGCCGAGGCGGGAAGGGGGGGCGGCGGCGGAGCCGAGCCGUCCGGCGCGGUGCGGUCCGGUCCCGGCGCGCUGGGCUGCGCUGAGGCUGCGCGGGUGCCAUGCCCGCCGCCAGCCUGCUACCGCUCUUCGGUAGCGCGGCGGGGCCGGGGCCGCUGGGUGGCCCCGCGGGCGCUGGCGCGGGCGGCGGGGGCAGGAAGGCGGCGGGCCCCGGCGCGUUCCGGCUGACAGAGAAGUUCGUGCUGCUGCUGGUGUUCAGCGCGUUCAUCACCCUCUGCUUCGGGGCCAUCUUUUUCCUGCCCGAUUCCUCCAAGCUCCUCAGCGGCGUCUUCUUCCACUCGGCCGCCCUGCAGCCGCCGCCGCCGCCGCCCGGCGGGCAGCCUCGCGCCCCUCCGCAGCUCGGGGGUGGCCCGGCGGCGGGGGCGGCGGCCGCGGACGGUGCGGGCAGCCUGGAGCGGAUCCGCGCGGACCACGAGCGGGCUCUGCGGGAGGCCAAGGAGACGCUGCAGAAGCUGCCCGAGGAGAUUCGCAGAGACAUCCGCCAGGACAAGGAGAAACUUCUGCAGGACGCCCGCGGCAGGAAGGAGGCAGGCGCCCCGGGGCUCCCCCAGCGCUUCUUCCGCCAGCUCGUCGGCACCGUGGGGCAGGAGCCCGCUGACCCCGCCGUCCGUCAGAAGAGAGCUAAAAUCAAAGAGAUGAUGAAACAUGCCUGGGAUAAUUAUAAGCGUUACGCAUGGGGAUUAAAUGAAUUGAAACCCAUAUCUAAGCAAGGACAUUCAAGCAAUUUAUUUGGUAACAUUCAAGGAGCAACAAUAGUGGAUGCCCUUGAUACAUUAUACAUGAUGGAAAUGAAAGAGGAAUUCAAAGAAGCCAAGGAGUGGGUUGAAAAAAACUUAGAUUUCAAUGUGAAUGCUGAAAUUUCAGUUUUUGAAGUGAACAUUCGUUUUGUUGGUGGACUACUUUCAGCUUACUAUCUUUCAGGAGAAGAGGUUUUCCGAAAGAAGGCGGUAGAGCUUGGAGAAAAAUUGCUGCCUGCUUUCAAUACUCCCACUGGAAUACCUUGGGCAUUGCUUAACAUCAAGAGUGGAAUCGGUCGAAAUUGGCCGUGGGCCUCUGGUGGAAGCAGCAUUUUGGCAGAAUUUGGGACUUUGCAUCUGGAGUUUGUACAUUUGAGCCACCUGUCUGGAAACCCUGUCUUUGCUGAAAAGGUAAUGAAUAUUCGAAAAGUUCUAAAUCGACUGGAUAAACCAGAGGGCCUUUACCCCAACUAUCUGAAUCCCAGCAGUGGCCAGUGGGGCCAGCAUCACGUCUCCAUUGGAGGUCUUGGGGAUAGCUUUUAUGAAUAUUUGCUCAAGGCAUGGCUGAUGUCGGACAAGACAGAUGAAGAAGGCAAGAAAAUGUAUUACGAUGCUGUUCAGGCCAUAGAGACCCACCUCAUUCGAAAAUCAAGCGGGGGACUGACAUACAUCGCUGAGUGGAAGGGUGGACUGCUGGAACACAAGAUGGGACAUCUCACUUGUUUUGCUGGAGGCAUGUUUGCUCUAGGAGCAGACGGAGCACCAAACGACAAGACCGGCCAUCACAUCGAGCUUGGUGCUGAAAUUGCUAGGACUUGCCACGAAUCCUACGAUCGCACAAGCAUGAAACUGGGACCAGAAGCCUUCAGGUUUGAUGGUGGUGUUGAGGCCAUUGCUACAAGACAAAAUGAAAAAUACUACAUCCUACGACCUGAAGUCAUAGAGACCUACAUGUACAUGUGGCGGCUCACUCAUGACGCAAAGUACAGGCAGUGGGGAUGGGAAGCAGUAGAGGCACUGGAAAAACACUGCCGAGUAGAUGGUGGUUAUUCUGGUAUUAGAGACGUUUAUAACAAUCACGAAAGCCACGAUGAUGUGCAGCAAAGUUUCUUCCUCUCAGAGACACUCAAAUACUUAUAUUUGCUGUUUUCAGAAGACGAUCUUCUUCCAUUUGAACACUGGGUCUUCAACACAGAGGCUCAUCCUCUCCCUGUUCUUCACAAAGAUGAUGGGAACAAAGAAGAUGACCAGAAAUAGAUGAAGAUUAAAUUAUACUUUGUUUUAUUCCUUAUAGUUCUUUCCGGGACACAUGGGCACAUGAUUUGGUUUUAAUUCCUGAGAUAGAUUUUUAAAACAAGUGUUUUGCAGUCUGUUUUAUUUAACAGUAAAUAUUUGUGAAUGGUCUCCCAUUGAUUAUCGUAGAAUGUCAUUUAUAUUAUCCAGCCCAUCCACUUCUUUGAAGAUAUAUAGGACAUCUCUCCUGAUUUUCUUAGGCUGCAGUGUCAUCUUGGCCAAAAAGAGCAGAGAGGGUACAUGUUACCUGUUCCCUGUUAUAAUUUGACUGCAAAAUUCUUUUCUCCUCUGUGAGGAGAUGUCUGCUUUAAGCUGUAAUAUUUUGCCAUGUUGCAAAAAGCCAUAUUGAAUUAAGUAUAAAGAGCUUUUUUUUUCUCUUUUUUUUUUCCUUCAAUGUUAAGUUGUUUUGUGUGUCAUCCAAGACAAAUGUUGUGACUGUGACAGCCUCUUCUUAUGCGGGUCUCUCAUUACUUGGUAAAGUAUCUGAUGUAUUUCAUUGUCAAUGAAGUCUACAUAGGAAUAUUUUUCUCUCAUGCAGACACAACUCUGAAACUACAGUGUGAAGUUAGUCUAAACUUAGUUUUUAUAAAUUUAGCACAUUAGUUAGCAGACCUUAGUUUUUCAGGUUUUUAUUAGACUAUUGUAAUAGAAUAAAUUGUUUUCUCCCUUUUCUAAGUGGUGUUAUUCUCAUGCCUUUAGUCAGGCUGAUAUGGAGUAAAGAUAAGAUAGCCACUUCAUAUUAAGAGUCUUACCUUCUUCAUAUAUUUAGUCUGGUAGCUCUCAUUUGGUUGGAUAGGAAAAAGAGGAAAAAAAAAUACUCAAUGACCUGUUCCUGGAAGCUGAGAGUCAUACCAGAGACAAUUUGUUUAGAUUUCUGGGACUUUCUCAAACAUUCAGAUAAGCUCAAACUUGACACCAGACUUCAUAGUUUAUCGUCACAAAGCAAUUUAAUGUCUCUCCACAAAUAAGAUUCUAUGUCCAGAUGCUUUGAAGAAAACUUGGCUCCUUAAAAGAAAAUAAUUAUUCAGAGAGAAAAUUAGGCAGUGUACAACUACAACUUUCUGAAAGCACUGAGUCUGUCUUCUCUAAGCGACAGAAUGCAAUGUGCUUGAAGUUAUUCCCUAGAUUAGAGGCCUGGCUUGCUAAGAAAGGUAACAGCUUUGCCAAAAAUAUUUUGCUUUGUAGCAUUACCAAAGGGAAAAAAAAAAAAACCUAGGCGUGAUCAAUUCCUGUUUCUGCUAGUUGUUUGAAAUGGUUUACAUGAUUAUUAAUUCUACCUGUGUUUUCAUUUAAUGACAGGAUGUCUUUCAUGUAUUUUGAGUAGUGUAUAAUACCAGGCUGCCCAUUCUGAGAAUGCAUGUUGUUCACCGACUUGACUGCAGCAAAACUGCGGUCUGAACAGUAAUCUUUAAAGGUAUUUCGUUAGCAAGCUCACAUGUCCAGCUCAUCACAGCUGAGAAAGCACAUUUGUUUAACCAUUACAGAGUACAUCUUAUUCUAUACCAAUAGAGGUCUGCAGUGUAGGUUUUCUUAGGCAGAAGCCAAGAGCAAAGAUAACAAAUGACAUUUUUAUAUAUAGCAGCCAGAGGGUGACCCAUAAACUUGACCCUCAGGAGUCUGAGAUGGCCUGUGCUGCAUGAGCUGCUAAAGACAUUUAUUUAGGGAGCAAGGUGAGAGGAUCUUUAGCAAUGCUGAUCCUUCCAUUGCAGGCCUGAGCCCGAGGUGAGCAUUCGUACAUGGCAGUUAAUAGGGGUACCCUGCUGAGCCUGGGCCACCCGCAGCUGGGAGAAUGGGUACAACCCUCUCUGCAUCUGCCUCAGGUAAAGCCUGCUUCCACAGACUGGCACGCUGAGUCAAGACUUCUUGCUUUACUGCUUUUUAAAAGCUUGUUCUUUUCUUUUUUGAAGUAUGGAUUCCUUCAUGUCACAGUAACUGAAUGAGCAAGGCUGAGGUCUUGGCUCUCUCCUCUGUUGAAAAGCAGAACCCCUGUUGAUUUUGAUACUCUGGAAUUCGUAUUGUUGGAGGACUCUAAUAUUUCAUUGUAUUUCUUCAGAAACGGUAUUUAUAAAGGAGCCUUUCUUUCCCUACAAGCACAGAGAAGUUAUAUGUGUGGAAUAAAAACAAAACUUCUCUUCCCUCUAACUAAAAAGUAACAAUUACUUCUGUCUUAGUUAUCUCAACUGGGUCGUCUGCUGCUGCCUACCACAUGGUUAUGCAUGUGCUGCUACAGGCCUCAUAUCAGUCAAGUAAAUUACAAUAGCUCAGACAAAAACAGUCUUUGGAGAAAAGUGUUUUGUAAGCCUCUUUCUACAUGGUUUUCUUAACCACAGUAUGCUUUCCCCAGAUGUGUCUAUUGAUCUUGCCAUUACUUCACAAGCCUGAAGAGUGGAGAACCUGAUAGCUCUUCUCUGUGUUUCAAAAAGCAAGCUCCAACCACAACUCUUGUAUGCAUUUGGUCCUACAUACUUAAAUAUAAGCAUCACGACUGUUUCCUUAUAAUACAGACAUUUCAUGUCAAUAUUUUUUUUAGUUUAAGAGUUACAAUGAUUUGAAAGAGCACAAAUUUGAUGUGACUAGUAUUGGUAUUCAGGUUGUAUGUACAAACUGCACUAUACUGUACUUUUUGUAAACUAAUGUAAGUAGACGAGAAGAUUGUACAACGUGUAGAUCUGCCAACUGUAAGAAGAAAAAACUUUUCAUAAACUGAGAAUAUAUUGAUUUUCUUCCUUUUUUUAAAAGAAAAAACCCCAAAACACCAAAGCUAGAGCAAUCAUUUUGAAACAGUCGGUACUUACCGCUGCUUCUUAGAUUGCCGAGAUGUGUUUUAUUUCCCUGUUCACUGAACUAGCUGCAUGGAAGUGGCUAGUGAUGGUCACUGUGUUCCCAGUCAUUCAUGAGCAAAAGAAAUUGCUUGGGGGGGGUGGAGGGGAGACAUUAUCUUUGCAUAAACACCCUGCCCAUACUACUUCCAUUUCUUUGUAGCAUAAUAAUACGUUUAAAUCUCCGUAUGUUAAGUCCUCAAAGGUAGAUAACUUUAAAUGGCACCCACAUCGUUUCAUGGGACGGAAAAAGGAAGUUUUGGUUGGUUGUAAGAUAACUAUUGCAUAUGUAUUUGUUGGGUUGUAAACAGACUUUUGCAAUGCCCAAUGGUUCACUGUUUCUAUGGUGAGUUCAUCAUACAUCUUAUCCAUUUCUACCAUGCAUUUAAAUUGGUUUUGAUUUGUACAGAGUCCAUUUAGUCUUUUCAUCUUUAUACAAACUGAAAUUAUGGGAUACAUAAUAGA
Colius striatus (speckled mousebird) is the source of this 5519-nucleotide messenger RNA. RefSeq names its product mannosidase alpha class 1A member 1 (gene MAN1A1). Gene Ontology annotation, biological process: carbohydrate metabolic process; N-glycan processing. The coding region runs from base 247 to 2199 and encodes 650 amino acids. The record is from RefSeq and is a predicted model, not a curated record. The transcript has 12 exons. NCBI's taxonomy places the organism in Eukaryota, Metazoa, Chordata, Aves, Coliiformes, Coliidae. Gene Ontology annotation, molecular function: mannosyl-oligosaccharide 1,2-alpha-mannosidase activity; calcium ion binding. Gene Ontology annotation, cellular component: endoplasmic reticulum; extracellular exosome; Golgi membrane.